UGAAAAUUUAAAAAAACAACCAAGUUAUAAUUUCAUUUUAAGCGCAAGCAGCAAUUAUUGGUAGUUAAUAGUCAAUUUAAAGUGAACGUCACUCGCAAUCGCUCUUGAGAGGUCAGGCUAAGCGUCUUCUUAAUAACCCAAUCGAAUUAGCAGUAAUGUCGACGCCGAAUUUUCUUUUAAGCAAUGGCAAAAAUAUGCCAAUGGUUGGACUGGGGACAUGGCGUAGUCCACCCGAUGUCCUAACGCAGGCUGUAAAAGAUGCCAUUGAUAUCGGUUAUCGUCACUUCGAUUGCGCGCACAUUUACGGCAACGAAGCCCAAGUCGGCGUAGCUAUUGCUGAGAAACUCAAGGAAGAUGUUGUAACGCGUGACGAACUGUUCAUCACAAGCAAACUAUGGAAUACUCACCACAGACCCGAUUUGGUGCGACCUGCCUGCGAGACAAGUAUGCGAAAUCUGGGUGUGGACUAUCUGGAUCUAUAUCUGAUGCAUUGGCCCAUGGCCUACAAGUCGGGUGAUAGUCUCUAUCCUACAUGUCCAGAUACUGGCAAAGCUGUCUUCGAGGAUAUUGACUUCGUGGACACCUGGCGGGCCAUGGAAGAGUUGGUGGAUAGAGGUUUAUGCCACGCUAUUGGAGUAUCUAAUUUUAAUGAGCAGCAAAUAAAUCGAUUGCUAAGCGUGGCCAAGCUGAAACCCGUCGUCCUGCAGAUCGAAUGUCAUCCGUAUCUGCGACAGAAGUCCUUAAUUACACUCUGCUAUGACAAUGCGAUUGCUGUUACUGCUUAUAGUUCGUUGGGCUCGGCUCACACGCCCUACGAGAAACCCGGUGCCUACCCACUGCUGAAGCAUCCAGUUGUAUUGGAAAUCGCUGCCAAAUACGAUCGUAGUCCAGCCCAGGUGUUAUUGCGCUUUCAGACACAAUCGGGCAUUAUUGUCAUACCUCGAUCAGUGAGCAAACAUCAUAUGUAUGAUAAUUUUAAGGUUUGGGACUUUGGAUUGGACAAUGACGACUUGCAAGCCAUCGGCGAUCUCGAUUGCAAUGGUCGUUUCAUGACGAUGAAAGCCGCUUAUGGACAUCCUCAUUAUCCAUUCGAAAUUGCAGUACCAAAACAAACAUAAAACAUCUUCCAUUAUAAAUUCACAUAUGUUCUUGUGUGUAACUCUAAGAGGCUGUAUAUCAUUCUUAAAAUAAUUAAGCUUUUCAUUUCUUAUAAUAAACAUCUUUAGUGUCAACAUA
This is a messenger RNA of Drosophila sulfurigaster albostrigata, 1236 nucleotides long. RefSeq names its product aldo-keto reductase family 1 member B1. NCBI's taxonomy places the organism in Eukaryota, Metazoa, Arthropoda, Insecta, Diptera, Drosophilidae. Bases 156 to 1118 code for a protein of 320 amino acids. The record is from RefSeq and is a predicted model, not a curated record. The transcript is spliced from 4 exons. Gene Ontology annotation, cellular component: cytosol. Gene Ontology annotation, molecular function: aldose reductase (NADPH) activity.